AACCCAGGAGGCAGGGGCUGCGGUGAGCCAAGAUCGCGCCAUUGCACUCCGGCCUGGGCAACCAGAGUGAAACUCCCUCUCAAAAAACAAAAAACAAAUGAACAAAAAAAACUCCAGGCUAUAUCCCUGGAGGAGAAGAGAGCCCACGGUCCCCGGAGAGUUCCCGGAAGAGGCCCCUGUGUGUCCGAUGAGGUCACAAAGCCCCUCCACCAGAGGCUCCUCCCCCCGGCCCCUGCUGUCCACCCUGGCAGGGCCAUGGCCGAGGCCCGAGUCUCCCAGCCUGGGGCAUCUCCACGCUCUGUAACUCUGAGCUCCAGGCACCCGUGAAGCCCCAGGGGCCAAGGCUGGUGGGCCGGGGCUGGGAGGCCUGCACACCUGGUUCUGGGUCCCUAAACCAGUACCCACCGCCACCAUGAUCUGGCUUCGAAACAGGAGGCGCCUUGAGCCGCUCCAGGGCACCCCGAAGUGGGUCCCUGUUCUGGGGGAGCUGCAAAAGACCCUCCAGAAGGGCGAAUACCUGCCCCUCCGUCCACUGCCCAUGUUCGAGAGUAACUUUGUUCAGGUGACCCAUCAAGGGGGCCCAGUGUUCGUGAAUCACAGAACCAACCGGCUGGCCAUGGGUGUGGCUGCCUCCCUGCCAGGCCUGGUGUUGCCCGACAUCUUGCUGAUCGGCCAGCCUGCCGAGGACGGGGACUGCUCGGGCCUCGUGCUGACCAGGAUGAUCCCCCUGGACCUCGUCCACCUUUGCGUCCAUGACCUCUCUGCCUGGCGCCUGAAGCUGUGCCUGGUCUCGGGCCGCCAGUACUACCUGGCCCUGGACGCCCCCGACAACGAGGCAGGCUUCCUGUUCCACUGUUGGAUCCGCCUCAUCAACCUGCUUCAGGAGCCGCCUCCCACCUGGGCCCCCAGGACCAUGUGCACGGACCCCCUGGAUGUGCCCCUGGCCAAAGCACCUGCCUCCACCUGGCACCUACAGGACCAGCCCUUCAGCAGACAUGCAGUCAAGGUUGCUAAGCACAACUUUCCUUAUAAGAAGUCUCCGGUGGCCACUUGGAGACAGAGGAAGGCCAAGGCACGCAAGCGCAGUUUCAAGUCUCAGGCCGUGGGCGACUGUGUGCCCCUCAUCUGGUCGCAGCUGGAGCAUGCUGACAUCGGGAAGAAACCUGCAGAAAAGACGUCCCACCCAGACUUCCACCCCGACAGGACUCACACCCAAGUCCACUUUUCUGAGAAGACCAGCAUCACCAUCUGGACCAUCUUCAGCAUCAUUUCCAGCAUGGCCAAGCAGACACAGUCCUCUCCAAAGGCCUGCACAUCUGCAUCUGAGGAGGCCACAGGCCAGGGACAUGUGGUUGAGAGCCCUUCGUACUGUGUCUCAGCUGACAGCCCUGACUGCUUCUUUCUGGGCUCCGGCAGCUCCCUGGACCCGUGCCUGUGGCAUCAGGACAUGGAAGACCUCAUGGAUUCUGAGAGCAGCACUUUGUCAUCUGCUGCCUCCGGCCUGGCUCCCUAUCCCCCGGCUGCCCGCCUCUCCACACCCUACUCUUCCAUCCCCAGGGGCAGGGAAAAGGCCAGGUCUAUGGGCUCCCACCAGGGGCGGGGGCCACCACCCUGCCAGACGGGCCCUGUCAUGUCUUGCAAGGCACCAUUCCUCGUUGACCAGUCCCAGAAGCUCCCAGCUGUACCUGCUUCCUCGUGGAAGCCCCCACCUGGAUUGGCUCCUCCCCAGAAGGUCUCAGCUGCAUCAGCUCCUCCCUGGAAGGCCCCAGCCGCAUCAGCUCCUCCCUGGAAGGCCCCAGGCGUACCUGCCCCACCCCAGAAGACCCCACCCCCAUCUCAGAAGGCCCCAUCUGUACCUACCAUUCCCCAGAAGGCUGUGUCCCCCACUGCUCCAAAGAGGAAAUCUCUGCUUCUCCCUGCGCCAUCCCAAAAGGCUCUGCAGACCUCACCUCCCCAAUACCAGAUGGCACCGGGCUCGCCUGCCUCAUGGGGGAGGCUCCCUGGCGACGUGUUGCCAACAGGAAUUCCUGGAAGAGCUGUGCUGGAGAGAAGCCAGUCUGGAGGGAAACCGGAGCCAGCGGUGACAGUGGGCACCCAGGAGACAGACGUGGUGAUGACGACUCAGGUCAAGUCCCUGGAGUCGCCCUUCACUGUGACCAAGAAGGAGUCCAAGGACAUCCUGGUUAGCAAAACCCAGGAGGUGACCCUGGAGGCCUUCAGGGGCCAGGGGAAGUUGGAGGACCAGGCCCACUUGGCGAAGCUUGAAGAGAGGUCCCUGGACCCGCCUGGCAUGAGAUCCAAGGAGCUGGAGCAGUGGAAGAGAUGGGUCGAGACAAAGGAGCUGGCUGUCGAGGGCCCCUCCCAGGAGCACAGCAGGCCCUUCUCCGUGGAAGCGCUCACCCUCGCCAAGCUCACGAUCCUGGCCAACUCCAAAGAGCAGCGCGUGAGACCCUCUCUGGUCUCACUUCCCUCCUGGCUCUUGGCGACUUCGCAGGCGUCUGCCACGUCAAUGAUGGCUUCAGUGCCCUUCCACCCAGGCCAGCUGUCCUCACCGGAGGGGCAGCCAGUGGUGGUCAGAGAACAGCCAGAGUCGCACACUUGGGUGAAGGAGGGCAAGCGGCAAUGGGGCGAGAGUAAAGGGUCACCCUGGGACCCCAAGGGGCCGCCCAAGGUGCCCCUUCGCUCCAAGCCCACCUCUGCCAGUCCCAAGAGGGAAGGAAUCUCCCAGGCGCCUAUCCCCCUGCCCACCUCACGGUGGGAGGGCUUACUGUCAUCCCCCUUCUCAGAGACCCCCAUCUCAAAGACGGAGGCCACAGCCAAGGCGUCCCAGCAGCCCAAGAGACUGUCGCAGGAGCCCGUGAAGACGCCAGCCCAGCACCCCCUGGCCACUGUGGGGUCAUCUUCAGAAAUUCUUUUGCCCAUGCUCUUAGAACUUGAAACUGUGAGGAACACGGCCACCAAGGCAGAGGAAAUACAGGAGGAAUCGGGUGUCUUUAACCUUCCACCCAGCCUGCAGCACUCCCAGCACUUUGAGUAGCCGGAUGGGGGGGGCUCAACCCCAGUCGGAAACUGUCCAGAGGAGGCCAGCGCUGCCAGGCCCCCAGGGUUCUGUGCGCACCGACUGUAA
Messenger RNA from Chlorocebus sabaeus (green monkey), 3127 nucleotides. It is a transcript of the gene GARIN5B, whose product is annotated as golgi associated RAB2 interactor family member 5B. NCBI's taxonomy places the organism in Eukaryota, Metazoa, Chordata, Mammalia, Primates, Cercopithecidae. Gene Ontology annotation, cellular component: nucleus. The record is from RefSeq and is a predicted model, not a curated record.